AUGUUGCUAAUAUAUACAACAGACAACGCUAAUCGACAAUCUCCCACCUUACGAAGGCGCGACGGUGGAGAAGUGGGACUGGUCCUGGAUAACCAAUCCAGCCACGCUGGCACUCGUCAGGGUGGAAACGACACCGGAGAACAAAGCACUAAAGGCAAGACGGGCUACAUCACCACUGCGGGCGGGCGAGAUUUGCGACAGCACACCAAUCUGGGUACCGAGAGAACCAAUGUUUCCGAAACCACAGAUGGCGUAGGUAGCAAUGAGCCUGGAGCGAGGGGAGAGAUUGUGGUAAGGGGAAUCGGGAUCCUUUGCGGCGACGAGAGUGUCGAAGGCCACAAACUCGUUGGCGAUGACCUUGAUACCGAUGAGACGUCCGACAAGGAGCAAUUCCUUGACGUCGCGCUUGACUCCGAGCAGGAAAGCGAUGGGCAGGCAGACGUAACCGAGAAUGAGCUCGAGAGUCAAGUCGUACUCGCCUUGCAACCCAAUAUAACGACCCCACCAGGUAAGAAUACCGUCGAUGAGGGCGAUGAGAGCGAUGAUGACAAGAAGUGUACUGAUAAUCAUACCAGCAAUCUUGAUACCGAGCCAGGCACCGUUGGCGAAAGCGUGGAGACCGUUGACGGCCUUGUCGUUCUCAUCCUCGGGGAUGACGACGCGUCCGGAGGUAAGGGUCUCCUCCUCCUCGGGAUAACGGAGUUUACUGAUGGCGAGGGAAGCAGGGAUACUCAUCACGCAAGACGAGAUCAAAGCUUGAGGAUUGAUACCCAUGUUACUAGCGCAAACACUUCCCGCAAUGGUCGCAAAACCAGAGGUCAUGAUUUGAUGAAUCUCAGCCCUGGUGAGAUGGGCCACAAAUGGCUUGAUCAACAUGGCAGACUCUCCCUGGCCGAUGAAGGGAGAGGCAGCGGCGACAACGGCUUCGGCACCGGACACGCGCAUGGACCAGAAGAAGAAGACGGCGAACUUGCCAAUGAACCACUGGACGAAGCCAUAGUAGAACAGGAGCUGGACCAGGGCCACGAAGAAGAUGAUGGGCGGGAUGACACUGAAGAAGAAGAAGGUCUGAGCCGCAAUUUCGGGAGUCGUCAAGAAGGCAGCUCCGUCCGCAGCGAAGUGCAGAAGCUCACGAGCUAGAGUAGAGAUGAACUCGAAGAUGUCGAAACCGGCCUUUGUUCGCAAGACGAACAGGGCGAUGAUGAACUGCAUGAGCAUGCCCACGAUGACAGUGUGCCAUACAAUGGCCUUCUUGUUGCGCGAAGUGGCCCAGAAGAAGGUGAUGAAGACGGCAAGACCAAACAAACUCACAGCGCGGUUGUCCCGCGUGUUGUCCUCUGAUUCCUCGCUAGCAAAAGCGCCGACGAUGAUGACCGCGAUGACCAAGGCACCUCCGGCGGGCACGCGCAAUCGCUCGGGGAUCAAGGCGACAAUCCGGGGACCAGUCUGGUUCCACACCCAGUGCAUGGGUUUGGAAACGAUACUGAUCGGGACGUAGAUGAACAGUAUGCGAAGCAUGAUGGCCAACCACAGCAAGAAAGGAAUCACCCAGUUCUUGUCAUGGCGAUGGACAACGAGACUGGCAAUCCACCAGCUAUCGAGC
This is a messenger RNA of Periconia digitata, 1603 nucleotides long. Lineage: Eukaryota; Fungi; Ascomycota; Dothideomycetes; Pleosporales; Periconiaceae. The record is from the annotation of a GenBank genome assembly.